This is a messenger RNA of Ostrea edulis (European flat oyster), 2888 nucleotides long. Its product is annotated as patched domain-containing protein 3-like. The coding region runs from base 213 to 2774 and encodes 853 amino acids. The record is from RefSeq and is a predicted model, not a curated record. NCBI's taxonomy places the organism in Eukaryota, Metazoa, Mollusca, Bivalvia, Ostreida, Ostreidae. Gene Ontology annotation, cellular component: membrane. The transcript has 5 exons.
UGGACUUUGUUUUGUAGUAGGCCCAGACAUAAUGCAGUUCUAGGAUGUUCUAUCGAUAUCAAACGCUUAUCAUGCUGGAGUAAAGGCAAUUAUAUCGCUUUGGUUCGGAUUUACUAUUAAAGAGUAAAGGAUUUUAUCUGGAAUGAGAGCAAUACCCUUAGCCUGCCAGAAUGAACCAUACAUUGAAGGACUGACGCAGGGGAUAUAAAAAGAUGAAGGUUUCUAAAUGGAAUAUGGACGAGUGUUACCUUAGACACGAAGAGAAGAUAGGUCGUCUGUUUGGCCUCUAUGGACGAUUUCUGGAGCGACACCCUGUUAAAAUCCUGGUUAUCGUCAUCGCAAUGAAUUGUCUCCUUGGUCUAGGUAUGCUUCGACUCGAGGUAGAAAGUGGAGCAGAGCGACUCUAUACACCAGUUAACAGUCAGGCCUCCAAAGACAGGGACUAUCUAGAGAACAUCUACCCUAGUGAACGGGAUUUUAAAUCAGUUGAUGCAUGGGAAGUGUUAAUUCUCACGAAAGAUAGAGGAAAUAUGCUGACGUCAGCGUUUUUAGAUGAUAUCAAGUCUGUUGACAAUUAUAUUCGAAACUUGAUUUUCAUCACUGCAUCGGAAGCAGCUUCUACAUUUACUGAAUUGUGUCUUAAUCGGAUCGGUGUUUGUCUAGUAUCGGGUGAUAUCUUUUUGUCGAAUGAUUUCACACAAAAUAUGUUAGCGAAUAAUAUAACAUACCCCAUAUUCAAGCAGACGUCUUUAUCUUCUCUUCUUGCGAGUCCCUCUGCGUCAAACGGGUUACUUACGUCUGCCAUCGGAGUAAAGCUAACAUACUAUCUUCGUAGCGGUUAUUCAGAUCAGUUUAUUAAUGCCAUUCCGGGUGCUAUUGUUACAAUCUCAGAAUUAGCAUACUCGUGUUCCAGUGCAUUAGAUGACGAAAUUGAAAAGAACAUAGGAGGAGACAUUUUGUUCUACGUUUUGACAUUAGCACUCAUGAUGACGUAUGCUUCCAUUGCCACCUCGAGAAUGAACUGUAAUUUUAUAGCAGACAGAAGUUUUUUAGGCCAGGCUGGAGUUUUUGCGGCUGUUCUAUCUGUCUUGCCUUCCUUUGGUUUUGUGAGUCUUAUCGGAGUGAAGUAUAUGAGCAUUGUGGGCGUCAUCCCUUUUCUUAUCAUAGGAAUCGGAAUCGACGAUGUUUUUAUCUUGAUGUCGGGUAUAGCUGAUGCUAAGUCUAUUAAAAAAUCCAGCGUAUCGGACAGAAUUUACUUCAUGAUGAAGACCAGUGGAAUAGCCAUCACCAUAACGUCCGUGACAGACUUUCUUGCUUUUCUCAUUGGAGCCAGUUCAAUCUUCAUUAGUGUCAGAAACUUCUGUAUUUACAUUGGUGUGGCUGUGCUUUUCUGUUACUUCAAUCAAAUGACUAUAUUUUCUGCAUGCAUAGUCAUCCAUGAAAGGAGAAUCAAAAGCAAUCGACAUUGUGUGGCAUGUUGUGUAACAACAAAGGAUAAAGAAUCGUUGAGAGAAGAUGGGGAAACAGGAUGCUUACUUUACGCAUGUGCCGGGUAUCCACCUAAAGAUCGCAGAGAUGUUGACAGUCCUCUGGAGAGGUACCCAAAAAAACUCAUUCAAAAGAUUGUUAGUUAUUUGGCACUAAAGAUUAUGAUUAUAUUUUGUUUUGCGAUUUACAUUGGAUUUUCUGUGUAUGGUGCCGUUCACCUCCGACAAGGAAUUUCUCUACAAAAUAUUGUUGCGGAUGAUUCUUUUUUUCACAAAUACGCCACCUGGCUUGAAGAAUAUUUUAGAACAGAGAUAACACUGUCUUUUAAUGUGAAAUAUAAUCAGACAUAUUCGUCUGCAUGGACACAGAGUGUCCUAACGUCGGUACAAAAUACGGCGAAGAAGGACAAGGAAAUAGAUUCAAAUUCUGAAUUAAACUGGUUGACGGCCUUCAAACAAUCAACUCUGUAUGUUGAUACUUCGGAAUCUGCGUUUAUUACCGCUCUCCAGACAUUUUUGACAAAUAUGACACAGUAUGCCAGUGAUGUAGUCAUCGAUUCAACUGGAUCGACUAUCAUCUCGUCCCGUUUCUACUUGAAAACCAACAACUUGAAAUCAACCUACGACCAAGGUCAAAUGAUGUUGCGUAUGCGGGAAGUGACAGAUAAUUCUGCAAUUCCAAUGAUAGUAUAUUCUGACCCAUUCAUUUUCUUUGAACAAUUUGUUGAAAUUCUUCCAAGCACGUUGCAAACUGUCGGAAUCGCCAUCGUUGUUAUAAUAGUCGUCACCAUCUUCUUCAUGCCUCAUCCAACCCUUAUCACCAUUAUAGCGGUGUCCUUAUUUACCAUACUUCUUGGAGUGUUUGGAUUUAUGUACUAUUGGGAUAUUUCCCUCAGUUCCAUAUCCAUGAUACACCUUGUCAUGACUGUAGGGUUCUCGGUAGAUUUCAGCGCCCAUAUCUGCCACGCCUAUCUUGCCGUAGACUCGGAUAACAGAGAUGCUAAAGUUCAGCUUGCCUUGGACAGGUCAGGAGGACCAAUAUUCAAUGCUGCGGUUUCCACGCUCCUGGGGGUCUCUGUCUUAGGAUUUGCCAACAGUUAUAUUUUUAAAACGUUUGGAAAGCUGAUGUUCCUUGUGAUAUUUAUCGGUCUUGCCCAUUCGGUGCUUUUGAUUCCAGUGAUCCUCUCGUUUAUUGGUCCACUGAAUAACAAAGGAGAAGACAAAGAAAGCGGAGAAACGUCACCCAUACCUGGGCCGAAUUCUAAAGCAAGAUCAGGUCCAGUUUAAUGAUUGACAACCUGUUCUUUGAUCAUUUAGGGUGCCAAGGGAAAGUAAAACUCUAAUGAAAACUAUAGCGAAGAAACUCUAUAGAUUAUCUAAUAAACAAAAAUAUGUCCUGUC